This is a messenger RNA of Pollicipes pollicipes, 2581 nucleotides long. RefSeq names its product nuclear factor NF-kappa-B p100 subunit. The record is from RefSeq and is a predicted model, not a curated record. The transcript is spliced from 26 exons. Gene Ontology annotation, cellular component: cytoplasm. Gene Ontology annotation, molecular function: DNA-binding transcription factor activity, RNA polymerase II-specific; protein binding; RNA polymerase II cis-regulatory region sequence-specific DNA binding. Gene Ontology annotation, biological process: regulation of DNA-templated transcription. Bases 56 to 2581 code for a protein of 841 amino acids. NCBI's taxonomy places the organism in Eukaryota, Metazoa, Arthropoda, Thecostraca, Pollicipedomorpha, Pollicipedidae.
CGCCUGCGGACCCGGCCAGGGCGCCGGCGCCGCGUUCGCCGCCGCCUGUUUCGGGAUGCACAUGGGCGGGCCGCGGCUACUGCUGCUGGAGCAGCCGCAGGAGCGCUUCCGCUUCCGGUACGAGUCCGAGCUGGGCGGCACACAUGGACAGCUGGCCGGCCGGAGCGGCUCCGACCGGCGCUCCUUCCCCACGGUCAAGCUGGAGGGGUUCCGCCAGCAGGCCGUCAUCCGAUGUGAACUGUUCACGGUGGAGGAGGCAGGGUCCGGCGGGCAACAUGUGCCGCACGUGCACACCCUGCAGGGCCGUAACUGCAGCGGUGGCAUGGCCGAGAUGCGUGUCGGUGCCGACAACGAGUACACUGCCAGCUUCCAGGGCCUGGGCAUCAUCCACACGGCCAAGAAACAGAUGGUGGAGAAGAUCAUGCGACGCAAGCUGGACGAGCGUAAGAGGCUGGUGGAGAGAACAAACCUGGGGAAGCUGUGGACGCCCAGCGAGGUGGACAAGAUGGAGGCGCAGGAGCAGGCCACGCAGGAGUCGCAGCGAAUCAACAUGAACCGGGUGUGCCUGCGGUUCAGAGCGCUGUUUCAGAACCCGCACACCAUGGAGUAUGAGGAGAUCUGUGCGCCCGUCUUCAGCGACGCCAUCUACAACGGCAAGUCGGCGCAGACGGGUGAGCUGAAGAUCGUCCAGCUGUCGGAGGCGUACAGUCCCUGCACCGGCAACAAGGAGAUCUGGCUUCUGGUGGAGCGUGUCCGAAAAAACGACAUCAAAGUGCGUGUGUACGAGGAGAACGAAGAGCACUGCGAGAUCUGGUGCGACUACGGGCGGGUGAUCAAGUGCCACCACCAGUACGCGAUCAUCUUCCAGACGCCGCCGUACCGCAACAAGGACCUGCCCAGCCCCGUUCGCGUCUUCAUCCAGCUUGAGCGUCCGUCGGACGGCUGUGUGUCCGAGCCCAAAAACUUCCAGUACACGGAGCGUGACCAGCGCACGCCCAAGCGACUGGCGGUGACGCAAGACCACUCGGACAGCAACAAGCGCCAGGCGUUCGACGUGGCAGGAGGUUCAUGCGCGGGAAGGUCAUUCCAGUUCGAAGUACCACAAUCUGAACGCGAGCUAAGAGAGACUUUCUUGCAAAUGGAACAAGCGAACUACUCAGGCUUUCAAAGCCGAGUAAUGAUGGAGCAACAACAGCAGCAGCAGCCGCAGCAACAGCAGCCGCCACAGCAGCAACAGCAUCAACAGCAGAUGCGAAACCAGCCGCAGGCGGCGCCGUAUUACUUGCCGCCGUCUUCAUACCAACCAUCGAUGGGGACGGAGCCGCAGCUGUACGAUGCCACACUGCACCAGCCGUCGUACCCACAGCCGUCUCCGCCCAUGGGGGCGGAGGCGCAGCUGUACGAUCCUGGACUGCACCAGCAGUUCUCUCAGCCGUCUCCGCCGGCGCUGCUGCCGAAUCGCGACCCGCGUCUGUCGUCCGCCGCCCCUCGUACGUCGCACAGCGUGGAGGACGUCAUGCUGGACAAUAUCCCGCUGACAGUGCCAACGCUGGCCGUGCCGCAGAGCUCGGCGUCGACGACCAGCCCGAGGAUGGCCUCUCACGGAGGCUUCCGGCCGAUGGAUGCUCCUGACGCGUCGGUCAUGGGAGUGCCAGGCGAACAAGUGAUGGAAGGGGUUCUGGAUGGCAUCCUCUCGGGAGCGCAGCUUCAGGAAUUUUUGAACGCGCUGCCACCAGGCAUCAUGGAUGACAGCUGUCCCCAGCCACCUCGCCGGAACCACGCCCCCCCGCGGCGACUCCGAGUUCUCGGUGUCCUCGUCACCAGCCUGUGUCUACGUCCACAGCUGGCCUACACCAACGCCAACAGUCUGUACCUGUUCGCGGCGACCGGAGAAGAGAACUUCCUUCUGGAGAACUACCGUUGUCUGGUCGGCAUGGAGAACCUGGACGGCGACAACGUGCUGCACGUGGCGGCCAUGUUCCGCCGGUCGAAGGCCAUGGCCAGCCUCCUGGAGGCCAUAUCGGGGGUGCCUCCUGAGCUGCGAGCCGCCAUGAUCAACAGUCCCAACGCCGACCGCCAGAGCCACCUGGUGGACCGGGCCGGAAACACGGCCCUCCACCUGGCGGCCCAGGACGGCGCCGACGUGGCCGCCCCCGACGACACCGAGGGUCGCUCGCCACUGCACAUGGCCGUGGAGGCGCGCAACCCGGACAUGUGCCGCCUGCUGCUGGACAGGGGCGCCGCCGUUGACGCGCUGACCUUCGCUGACGUCACGCCGCUGCACAUCGCCUGCAAGCUGGGCGACCGCCGCCUGGUGGCGCUCCUGAUAAGCGCCGGUGCCGACCCACGCCGCCAGAGCGUGGAGCGCCAGAUCCCGGCCGGCUCGGGCACGGAGAGCGAGGAGGACGAGGCAGGCGAGAGGGAGACCGACGAGGCGGAGGAGAGCGCGCCGCGUCUGGACGCCUUCCUCUACGCCGAGAUGGCCGGAGACUCGCAGCCUCGGGUGGUGCGUGACCGUGACCGUGACUACGAAUGUCUGACGAACCGUCGCUCUACCGUGACCGUGACUACGAAUGUCUGA